Molecule: messenger RNA, 2094 nt
Organism: Penicillium odoratum
Lineage: Eukaryota; Fungi; Ascomycota; Eurotiomycetes; Eurotiales; Aspergillaceae
Product: Salicylate hydroxylase
Exons: 5
Coding region: 1-2094 (697 amino acids)
Molecular function (GO): lyase activity; FAD binding; monooxygenase activity
Source: RefSeq, a predicted model, not a curated record
AUGAAUACCGAAACCAUGGAUGUCAACUCACCCGCAAAGGGCUUGAGAGUACUUAUUGUCGGGGCUGGCAUUGGUGGCUUAGCGGCAGCUAUUGCCCUUCGUCAGCAGGGCCAUGAAGUCGAGUUGUUUGAGCGAUCACGAUUUGCCAACGAGAUUGGAGCAGCUAUUCACCUUACUCCUAAUGCGAAUGGUCUUCUGAAGAGAAUUGGAGUGGAUGCCUCUCAAUACGGAGCUGUGCUAACGGAGCAGCUUCGAGACUACACUUCCGAUGGCAAACUCACCUUCACCGGACGCUUUGAUCAAUUCGCGGAUACUUGGCAACACGAAUGGCUUCUGUGUCACCGUGCGCACUUACACGAGGCCCUAAAAGACAAGGCUGGCGCGCCUGGUAAGGGGAAACCUGCCGUUCUGCAUACCUCUUGUAAAGUCGCAGGGGUUGACCCGGAGACUGCCACUGUCAUUCUUUCAGAUGGAACUAAGGUUCAUGGUGAUGUCGUCAUUGGUGCAGAUGGCGUGCACUCGGUGGCCAGGCGUCACGUUACCGGCUCGGAUAAGCAGGCCUUCAGUUCAGGCAAAAAUGCGUUCCGGUUCAUGGUCUCACGCAAGGAAGCGCUUGAUGACCCUGAUACUGCCCAUCUGGCGCAAGAUAUGGGAUCUGUGGACAUGUGGCACGCCUCUGACAGCAAGGUUGUUAUCUACCCUUGCGUAAACAAUGAAAUGUUGAAUUUCGUCUGCAUUCACCCAGAUACUCUCACCAACAUCGGGGUAUCUCAAGGUUGGGACCAAACGGUCGGCAAGGACACAUUGCUGCAGGUCUAUAGGGACUACGAUCCUGUAGUUCGCAAACUUUUGGCGAAGGCGGAUCCAGAUACCCUGAAAAUCUGGCCUCUUCUCGACAUGGAAACUCUGCCCAGCUGGGUCGAUCACCGCCUGGCACUCAUGGGAGAUGCAGCUCAUCCAUUCCUGCCAUAUCGUGCGUCUGGUGGUGCCAUGGCGAUUGAGGAUGGUAUUGCUCUGGCCGUUCUGCUCCCGGGCGAUCUCUCAAAGGCGGAAGUUCCGGAGCGAUUGAAGCUGUAUGAAAAGGCACGCCAUGGGCGAGUUACUCGAAUUCAAGAAUACACGCGGGAGUCUGGAAGAAGCCACCUGCCUAUGUCCAAAGUCAUGGAAAUUAUAUCUGAGAUCUACGACCACGACGAAUGGGAUUACGUGACUGAAUUCUUGAGACAGCAUCAGCGCACUCAAAACCCUGAGGUUUACUACAGGCAGCCGUCUGUGUUUGGCCCCAUGCCCGGCCCCCGUCAAGACUUCUGGGGUCGUAGCCGAGCUUUGGCAUCUGCUAGGGCAAGAUUCUGCACCGUUUCGAUCAAGAUUAAGACUAGCCGGACACUCCUCAAGAACCUUUUGCCCAACUCCGCGUACAGCUUCUCCGGAACAGGCAGUGUGGCCUACGCCACUUUCUCUCAGACUAGUUUGGAUGGCUUGGAGUGGCUUGCAGGAGGUGGUUAUAACCACAUUGGUCUUUACAUUCACGGCAUUGGAUAUAAGCAAGCUGAUGGAAUGGUCACUAAAGGCACAUACCUUCCCAUCAUGUUUGAGGAUCUUACUGAUCCCAUCCUCUCUGGACGAGAGGAGCUUGGAUUCCCGAAGCUUUACAGCGAUAUUGAUGUGAACAAGCAGGAGCAGUCGUAUCAUAUUACCACGAGCUGGAGAGGUGCGGUCUGGGGACGCAUGAGCCUCACUGGUCUCAGGGAAGAGGAGGAAACUGCCCCUGUGGAAGGGUCCACAGCACAAGGUCUCCUUGUGCAUCGCUAUAUGCCGUCGGUAGGCAGAGAGGGGAAAGGCACCCCGGAAGCGGAAUAUCCAGUCUUCAUCGAUCUGGCGGCGGAGUCACAGAUUGUACCUAGCAACAUUACCCGGGUACUCAAGGCAUCGCAGGCAGAGCUUGAGAUCAAUGCUCUGGAUUGGAACCAGCUUCCUACCCUGCAUCAUAUCACAUCUCGCCUUGCUGAGAUUCCGGUGUAUGACAUUGUUGAGGCCAAGGUUGUGCAAGGCGAGGGAGUUAUGGAUAUCUCGUCCGCAAAGAAACUCGCAUAG